Periophthalmus magnuspinnatus is the source of this 1987-nucleotide messenger RNA. It is a transcript of the gene cd36, whose product is annotated as CD36 molecule (thrombospondin receptor). Bases 242 to 1645 code for a protein of 467 amino acids. The transcript has 12 exons. Gene Ontology annotation, molecular function: low-density lipoprotein particle binding; low-density lipoprotein particle receptor activity; scavenger receptor activity. The record is from RefSeq and is a predicted model, not a curated record. Gene Ontology annotation, biological process: long-chain fatty acid import into cell; amyloid-beta clearance by cellular catabolic process; receptor-mediated endocytosis. NCBI's taxonomy places the organism in Eukaryota, Metazoa, Chordata, Actinopteri, Gobiiformes, Gobiidae. Gene Ontology annotation, cellular component: cytoplasm; cell surface; caveola.
UUACAUUCACUUGUGCCUCUGUUGGCCUUGUUCCUGUACCUUCACCUGUGCUCCACUGAUUUGUCACCACCACUGUUGCCUCCUUCUUGAGCUGCUGCCUCUGCUGCUGCCUCUGUUACUACCGGCUUCAAACAAACAGUCAGGGGCUGCACAGAGUCGCUCUCAGCAGUAACAGAAGGAGCCCAGUCUGUCAGAGAGGCAGACAUACGGACACAGGAAGGACAGACACGCACACGCCACCAUGGGAUGCUGCAACGCAAGGUGCUGGCUGAUCACCGGAGCUGUUUUUGGAGUGGCUCUGGCCAUCCUGGGAGGCGUGCUUAUUCCAGUGGGGAACAUUGUCAUUGAGGGGACAGUGAACAAGGAAGCUGUCAUCGAGCCUGGAACAACCGCCUAUGACAACUGGGUGGCAGCAGGGGCAACGGUGUACAGGCAGUUCUGGUUCUUCACUGUGAAAAACCCCACAGAGGUCAUCGAGAAUGGGGCAACUCCAGUGGUGAUGGAGAGAGGACCUUACACGUACAAGACAAGAUUCCUCCCUAAAGACAACAUCACGUUUAACUCCAAUCACACUGCAUCCUUUGUGUUACCGACUGUUGCCAUCUUUGACCCCUCUAUGUCUGCUGGAACAGAAGACGACGAGGUGGUCGUUCUGAACCUGGCUGUUGCUGGAGCUUACUCACUGGCUCCUAAACCACUACAUGGUGUAUUAGAGCGAAAGAUGAACCUCACCAACUCAUCCCUGUUCCAGACUCGUUCAGUGAAAGAGCUGCUUUGGGGCUACACAGACCCACUGAUAAAAAACACAGUGGCAUUGUUUGAAAACGGAACAUAUGAUGGUCCUUAUACUGUGUUUACUGGCAAAGAUGACAUAUCAAAAGUGUCAAUGAUUGAGACAUAUAGAGGGGAAAGUAAACUGAAGUUUUGGAAGGACCAAUACUGUGAUAUGAUCAAUGGGACAGAUGCUUCCUCGUUUGCUCCCUUUGUUGAUAAAAAGAAACCACUGUAUUUCUUCUCAUCAGACAUUUGCAGAUCUGUUUCUGCGAGUCAUAUGAAGACCUAUUCACUGAAAGGCAUCAAAGUGUUCCGCUACUCUCUCUUACCCUCCACUCUGGCCUCUCCUGUGGACAACCCAGACAAUCACUGUUUCUGCCAUAACAAAGAGAUUACUAAGAACUGUACCAUAGCAGGCGUGCUGGACAUCAGCUCCUGCCAGAACGGAAAACCAAUCUUCAUCUCCCUGCCACACUUCUUGUUAGGGAGUUCCAUCCUAACAGAAAGUGUCCAGGGCCUCAAUCCUAUCCCAGAGCAUCAUGAAACCUUCCUUGACGUCGAACCGACAACAGGAUUUACAUUGAACUUUGCCAAGAGAAUACAAGUAAACAUGAUGUAUGGGCCAUCAAAAGUUAUCACGGUGCUUAAGAAAGUUAAGGAUUAUACGAUAUUCCCCGUUGUCUGGCUCAAUGAGACAGCCACACUGGACGAUGCCACCGCUGACAUGAUCAAGGGAGAGCUCGUGUCCAGGAUCAACCUUCUGUCCAUGGUGCAGAAGACUUUACUGGGAGCUGGAAUAGCCAUCGCCGUCCUGUGCUUCAUUUCUUACUGCUUCGUUAAAAGGAAUAGAAACCAAGGCAAACUGGCUUGAGAAGACUUUGCCAAUGUACUUACUACUGGUGCAUUUGAGCUGCUACUGAACACCAAGCCUUUUAUAUAGACUUGCACUUUUUGUAACCUCAGAAUUAUAUAUAAGGCCAUAUAUUUUCUUUGAUACUGUGAUUUUGUAAAGCCCAUGGAGGUAUCUAGUGCUCCUUUGCUGGGUUUUACUUGGGACGACAUAUAAUACUGUUAAGCUCAAUCAGGGAAGUAUUAUUGCACAUGGGCACCUAUUAACUGUCAGGUAAUCAACGCUUUAGGGACUUCUGCACAAAAGAUAACAUAUUUGUGCAAUAUUCUGUAAAUGUAAUGUGAUAUUCCAGUAAAAAAAAAC